CGUGCUGGUUAGCGACCUGAAGAUAACCCACGCCCCUCGUUCCCCGCAACCACAGUCCACAAUCAGGCCAGUCCGACUUCAACAUGGCCAUCGCUCGCCCGGUGCGAGCCCUGGGCCUGGCGGCCAUCGUUAUGUGGUGCUUUUUCGUCUGGCAGCUCCUCAAGCCGACAGCAUCGCUAAGCAGCAUUGGCGACAGCCGCCUAUUGCCCACCGAGCGAGACCCCAAUCUAGAUCCGACCGGCGAGCCCGAGGGCAUCCUAACAUACUCGUCCGACGAAUAUGCGCCCGGCCCGGCUGGCACUGCCCGCAUUAACGCUACCUUGCUGGCGCUGGUGCGGAACGAGGAGCUGGAUGGCAUGCUGCAGGCGAUGCACGAUCUCGAGCGGACAUGGAACCACAAGUUCAACUAUCCGUGGACCUUCUUCAACGACGUCCCCUUCACCGCAGAAUUCAAGAAGAGGACGCAGGCCGCGACAAAGGCCGAGUGCAGAUACGAACUCAUCCCCAAGGAGCACUGGGAGGUGCCAUCGUGGAUCAACCACGACCUGUUCAUUGAGUCAACCAAGAUCCUAGAGGAGCAGGAUGUGCAGUACGCCACGAAGGUGUCGUACCACCAGAUGUGCCGCUGGAACAGCGGCCUAUUCUACAAGCACCCCGCGCUGGCCAACAUGCAGUACUACUGGCGCGUCGAGCCCAAGGUGCACUUUUUCUGCGACGUUGACUACGACGUCUUCCGCUACAUGCAGGACAACAACAAGACGUACGGCUUCACCAUCAACCUGUACGAUGCGCCGCAGUCCAUCCCGUCGCUGUGGCCCGAGACGCUCAAGUUCAUCGCCGAGCACCCCGAAUACGUGCACGAGAACAACGCCAUGAAGUGGCUGACCGACAACAUCCGCCGCCCGGACCACAACACCAAGGCCCAGGGCUACUCGACCUGCCACUUCUGGAGCAACUUCGAGAUAGCCGACUUGAGCUUCUGGCGCAGCAAGGCCUACGAGGAUUACUUCAACCACCUCGACCGCGCCGGUGGCUUCUUCUACGAGCGCUGGGGAGAUGCACCCGUUCACAGCAUCGCUCUGGGUCUGUUUGAAGACUCGAGUCGCAUUCAUUGGUUCCGCGACAUCGGCUACCAGCACAUCCCCUUCUUCAACUGCCCCAACUCGCCAAAGUGCAAAGGCUGUGUUACCGGCCGCUUUACCGAUGGCCAGGCCUGGCUCAAUAAGGAGGACUGCCGGCCCAACUGGUUCAAGUAUGUCGGUAUGGGCUAAGCCAUCCAUCCGUAUCGCAGUGACGGCGUUAGCCCGGGUUUGUAUAUACAUCUUUACGGUCAUCGGCACGGUUUUGGACUAUCGCAGCAUAUCGGGAGGAAGAUGGUGUCCGGCGCAGAUGUUUUUUUUUCCGCUCUAGGUUUUCGACCCUG
This is a messenger RNA of Thermothielavioides terrestris NRRL 8126, 1423 nucleotides long. Its product is annotated as glycosyltransferase family 15 protein. Gene Ontology annotation, biological process: cell wall mannoprotein biosynthetic process; protein N-linked glycosylation; protein O-linked glycosylation. The record is from RefSeq and is a predicted model, not a curated record. Bases 84 to 1271 code for a protein of 395 amino acids. The transcript has 4 exons. Gene Ontology annotation, molecular function: alpha-1,2-mannosyltransferase activity. Gene Ontology annotation, cellular component: Golgi apparatus; membrane. Lineage: Eukaryota; Fungi; Ascomycota; Sordariomycetes; Sordariales; Chaetomiaceae.